AUACUCUUUGAUUUUGGUGAUUUUGAUACACACGUCGAACGUCAGAUAGAUACAUUGAAAAUAUUGAGAAUUUAAUUUAAAUUUUUAAGAGAAUUGGUUUUGUUAUUAACGUGUUAACAAAAGAAAGUAAUCAUGCAAGGCCCUGCAGUAUUUAUGGAUAUAUCGCUUGAAGAUCAAGCCCAGGAGCUUAGAAAAUACUUCAAAAGUCUAGGUGCUGAGAUAUCAGAAGAAAAGUCUCCAAAGGGAAUUGAAGAUGAUUUGCAUAAGAUUGUAGGUGUAUGUGAUGUAUGCUUCAAAGAGAAUAACGAAGCAGAUAUUGAAGCUAUACUUAACAGUAUUGUUUCUAUCAUGGUUUCAAUUCCAUUGGAAAGAGGUGAAAACCUCUUUUUGGCAUUCAGUCAAAGACUUACUAAAGCUCCUGGACCUAAGCUUGGAAUGGUUGCUCUUCAAUCAUUGUGGCGUCUCUAUAACAAUUUAGAGACAAAUUCUCCGCUCCGGUACCAUGUUUACUAUCAUGUGAUAGAGUUGGCUGCUCGCGUGGGCUCGGUCGGCGAGGUGUUCAAGGGAGUGGAUCAGUUAACAAGAGAGUUUGCCAGCUGUCCGCCUUCUAAUGAGCAAAUGCAAAAACUGUACCGACUUCUACACCAAGUAUUGAAAGAUCAAAACAGUGAAUUAGCAGCCAAGGUAAUGAUUGAGCUACUGGGUACAUACACAGAUGAGAACGCGUCGUACGCAAGAGAAGACGCCAUCAAAUGCAUAGUGACAGCUCUGGCAGAUCCUAACACAUAUCUUCUAGACCCCCUGCUGGCCUUGAAACCUGUCCGCUUUCUGGAAGGAGAGCUCAUUCAUGACUUACUUAAUAUUUUUGUCUCUGAAAAGUUAUCCAGCUAUCAAACAUUCUACCAAAAUCAUAAGGAGUUUGUACAUUCUCAAGGUUUGAACCAUGAACUGAAUAUUAAGAAAAUGAGAAUAUUGACAUUUAUGCAAAUGGCGGAAGCCAAUCCAGAAAUCACGUUUGACGAGAUUGUCUCAGAACUUCAAAUUGAAGAGAAAAAUGUUGAAGCAUUCAUCAUUGAAGUGCUGAAGACGAAGCUGGUGCGCGCACGCAUGGACCAGGCGGCGCGCUCCGUGCACGUUUCCACCACCAUGCACCGCACGUUCGGGCGCGCGCAGUGGGCCUCGCUGCGCACCGUGCUGCUGGCGUGGCGCGCCAACGUGCACCACGCGCACGAAGCCAUGCAAGCCGUGGCCGCCGCGCAGCACGACUACGCUGCGCAGGCGCUCAAACCCUGAACACGUCCAUUGCUCGCACUACAUUCGAUCAUAUCGCAAUCUACAUCAAAACUGUGUCAACUCAAAAACCUUGCCUUUUAAUAUAACCCCAGUUUCUGAUUCCUGACUCGAUUAUCUGUACAGGGAAAUUAUAGUAACUAGGUAAGCUUUAUGUACCUAAUUUGAAGCACAAUGACUCCUUCAAAAUCUUUCGUUAUAAAAUUUUAAUAUUGUACCCCUAGAUCAAAACUGUUUCAACUCAAAAUAAUCUACAGAAAAAAUUACAAUUAUUAUAAAAAAAUAUUAGAAGGAAUUACUGUACUUUGAAUAUUUCAUAAAGCAUUGUUACUAUAGUUUUCCCAUACAGAAAAAAAUUGAGUCAGAAACAGGUUAUAUCAAAAUGUAAGGUUCUUGACUUGAGACAGUUGUGAUAAAGUGCUGCAACUAUGGUAAAAUGACAUGUCGCAUCGCAAAAGAAAUGUCCCGCUGGUCGAUUACAAAAAAACUACAUCAAUCAUUGCUGCAAUCGCAAUAGUGGUUCGCUGAAUUUAUAGUAUUUUUGCUGCAACCGAAUGCAGAAUAUAAUAAUGAUAUCGCUUUUGUGAUGCGACAUGUCAUUUUACCGUAAUCGUACCAGCUGUAAUCAGUUAUUAUACUUAUUAAUAUCUCAAUUUUGAUUUGAUUGUGGAUUAGUACAUUUUUCGGAAAAUACAUCCAUAUAAGUGUAGAGGAUCUGCCUUUUAUGUAAAUACUUUAAUCGUGCCUAAACAAAAACAAACGUAGCGAUAACUUCGCGUAUCGGUAAAUAAAAAUAAUAUUCUGACAACAAUAUGAAAUUUCACGAUUUAGGAAAUCAAAAUUGCGGAGCGCAAGGCGUGUUUAAGUUUCGUGAUGAUUCCCUUUUAUUCACCGUAAAUGUAUAAUAGGCCAAAUCCUCUACACUUACAUCUCCACCGGGACGUAAAAUAGAGAGGUAGGUACGUGACCUGCAAACGACUUGAACAUAUACGCAGUUGAUUUUUAGCGUCUGCUGCCUCUCUAUGCUGCGGACGCACCGAAAGGAGUGCAAGGACAACAGGGAAUAGAGCAGGUCCUCUAAGGUUAGAGGAUACAUAUUUGUUGAGGUUUCUUGUUGGUCAAAAUUUAAUUACGGCAAAUGCUCAAUUUUUUGUUAAAAAUGAAUACUCAGGUUAAUGCUGCUGUAUUCUACGUUGUACUGAGCGACGCUACUUUUACCUCUCUAUUUUGUGACCGGACCAAGGACUAUCCAUAUCCAAUAUUCCGUAAAAUUCCGGCCGGUAUAUCGGCGAUAGUAGUACAUAGGCAGAAGUCACGUGGUAUCAUACAACAUGUACCGAAGAUUGCACAUCUCUAUGGGAGAGCCUUUAUAUUCCUUGUAAUAUUGUAUAUUUCGUCUAUUUGUGGUAUUACCACGUAUUACCGUACUUUUUUACAAAAUAUAAGUUAUAAAAAUA
Messenger RNA from Maniola jurtina (meadow brown), 2747 nucleotides. RefSeq names its product eukaryotic translation initiation factor 3 subunit M (gene eIF3m). Gene Ontology annotation, molecular function: translation initiation factor activity. The coding region runs from base 133 to 1293 and encodes 386 amino acids. Gene Ontology annotation, biological process: cytoplasmic translational initiation. The transcript has 7 exons. Gene Ontology annotation, cellular component: cytoplasm; eukaryotic translation initiation factor 3 complex. NCBI's taxonomy places the organism in Eukaryota, Metazoa, Arthropoda, Insecta, Lepidoptera, Nymphalidae. The record is from RefSeq and is a predicted model, not a curated record.